ACAUCUGGGAGGAGUCCACUAUCUCGGCGUUGGCAGUGACUCGUAACCUAGACUGCGUUGGAAAGCAUGGGACCACGGUGGGUGAGACCCGGAGACAGCGCUGGUGUUAUCUGACAAAUUACAUAGACCACAAAGUGUAGCCAUUGUUUAUGAGUUUACGCAAAAUACGGAACACUAUUCAACGGGAGUUAAGAACAGUCCUCUCUGACAAUAUUGUAAACCGAUGAUCCUGGCUGUGCAGCAGGAGGACAUAGUGUUGUCUGAGUUGUCUGAGAGCGGAGGAGUUCAGGACCACCAUGCCCGCUGGAAGGCCACACUCUGACAAGACACUGUAGGACACACAGAUCGCAAUGGGAAACUCUGAGAGCCAAUACAGCCUUCAGGGGCCCAAGGGCACCAGCUUAAUCCUCCCCGGGAAACAAAAACCCUACUCACUAAAGUUCCGCUCAACCAAAGAGGAGGUUCUUUCCCCCCAUACGUGGUGGAAAGGUGGGCCAGGGGGCUCGGGUUACAAAGCCAGGACUGUUGGCCGAGGCUGCCUCUCCCCCCCGCAGAGGAGAGGAGAGCCGUAUGUCUCCAGACACUACGAUCAUGUCACCAUGGGGGUGAAGGGCAGUCCAAACUGCCGUCGUUGGCAUGACUCCCCACCAGGAGGCGGCUCACAACUCCCAUCUGAGAAUGGCUGCUGCCCAUUUGAAGGCAGUGGACGCCUGGACAGUAGAGCAUCAGGGGAGCUGAACGACCAUGCUCUGAACGGACACAGGAACCCAGAGAGGAUGCCAGGAGAGGGUGAGGGGCUGGAGGAGCAAAGCAGUCCCAGGGUGGUCAUCAAGAAGGAUGGUAGUUUGAGGGUGGAGUUCACCAACACUAACAGUGGUCUGCUUCUGGACGAGGCCUCUGGGCCGGUGCAGCUGCUCAAAUUCUCCCCCACCCUAGAGUCCACCUCAAGUCUUCCUGGCAGCAGCAGGAGGCCUGAGGCCCACCACGGAGCUCCACAGCCAGCCUCAACCUCCACCACCAGGACCAGCAAGGGCAGCUCGCUGAGCUCCGAGGGGUCCUGGUACGACUCGCCCUGGGGGCACAGUGCGGACCUCUGCGACCAGGACCAGACCUGCUCCCCCAGUAGGACUAUGGGAAACAGUGGGGCUGACCAGUUGGAGGCCUUUGGCCAACAGUCUCCCCUAGUGUCCAUAUCAGAUCUCUACAGGGACCCUAGUAUGGCUGCCACCUUCCCCACAGCUAAGGACCUGUCGGCACAGUACAGGGAAUCCCCCCAUCACAUCCAGCACCGGGCCUCCUUUGUUUCGGCCCUGGACGUGCCUACUGAGGAGGAGUGCCCAGAGGCCAGGCAGUACUCGUCCUACACCCUGCCCUGCCGUAAGGCCCGGCCCAGCGGAGAGCGCUCCACCCUGAAGAAGGGCUCUGGCGCGGUCAGAAGUCGCAUGAGACGCCUCAGCGACUGGACUGGAAGUCUCAGCAGGAAGAAGAGGAAGACACAGGAGCCCCGGUAUAAGGAUGGCAGUGAGGUCUUUGACAGUGGAGUGGAUGGCCUGACAGCUGACACCAGCUCCCCCUCCCAAGUAUCCAGCCUGUGGUACCCUGGCGGUGUGGGGGCCUCCCGGGCCCAGUCGGCAGGUGCUCUCCACCACAGCAAUGAUGCCCUUCGUCAGAACAUCUAUGAGAACUUCAUGCGUGAGCUGGAGACAGGGACUGGACAUGGCAGUAGUGGAGGAGGGGGAGCUGGUGAAAGGAGAGACCCAUCUACGGGGACAGAAGAGGGAGAGAGCAGCAGUGAGUCUGCAGGGGGCUCUCUGGAGCAGCUGGACUUGCUGUUUGAGAAGGAGCAGGGGGUGGUACGCAGGGCCGGCUGGCUGUCCUUCAAACCCCUCCUCACCCUGCAUAAGGACAGGAAGCUGGAGAUGGUCACACGCAGGAAGUGGAAACAGUACUGGGUCACCCUGAAAGGUUGUACCUUGUUGUUCUAUGGGAAGGGUUCUCCAGAGCAGGAGCUGUCUCCGCGCUACGCCCUGUUCGCAGAGGACAGUAUCGUCCAGGCCGUUCCUGAGCACCCCAAGAAGGAGAACGUCUUCUGUCUCAGCAACAACUACGGCGAUGUCUACCUCUUCCAGGCCAGCAACCAGACAGACAUGGAGAACUGGGUGACAGCCAUCCACUCUGCCAGUGCCUCUCUGUUCGCUAAGCGCCAUGGGAAGGAGGACACGCUGCGUCUGCUGAGGAGCCAGAUCAGAGGCCUGCUGCAGAAGGUAGACAUGGACGGCAAGAUGAAGAAGAUGGCUGAGCUGCAGCUGUCCAUCGUCAGUGACCCUAAGAACAGGAAGGCCAUCGAGAACCAGAUCCAGCAGUGGGAGCAGAACCUGGAGAAGUUUAACAUGGACCUGUUCAGGAUGCGCUGUUACCUGGCCAGCCUGCAGGGGGGCGAGCUGCCCAACCCCAAGAGCCUGUUAGCUGCAGCCAGCCGGCCCUCCAAAACCGCCCUGGGACGCCUGGGUAUCUUCUCUGUGUCCUCCUUCCACGCACUGAUCUGUUCCAGGGAUGAGGCCACACUGAGGCGGCGCUCCAUGUCCCUGAGCCAGAGAUCACGUAACAAGAGAGGCCUCUUCUCCUCCCUCAAAGGCCUCGACAACUUCACCAAGAAGGGCCGCGACAAGAGGCCGUCUACAGAACAGAUCUUUGAAAGUGAUGAAGGCGGACAGGCCUUCUGCCUCCCACACACUAGUUCUGAGAGACUGGACAGCUUGGCCAACCACUACUCUCUGGCUCCCCCCGAGAGUGGCCUUUGGGAGAGCAGUGGAGAAACACUGACCUGUGUGUACAUGCCCGACAGCCACGCCAUCCAAGUGCCUAUGAGACGAGACCAUACAGUGGCUGAUGUCGUCUCCCUAGCCUGCAAGUUGAAUCAGCUGGACCCUAGCCUGCACUGCCUCAGACUACACAGAUGCUUGGCCCAGAACGUAGAGGUCCGCACCCCUGCACCGAGCGAACUACUACAUGACCUGUUGUAUGACGAGCUUGAGGUGUUCCUGCUGAAUGUGUUCACCCUGCAGAUGACCAGACCUGCCUGCACUGGGGACUUUGGCUUUGCUGUGACAGGCCACAUAGACGGACAGAGGAACAGCCGCAUAUUUGUCAGUGAGGUGCUGUCUGAUGGACUGGCCUUUAGUGAAGGGCUGAGACCAGAUGAUGAGAUUGUGGUUCUGAACGGUCGAGGCGUGUCCACUCUGGACCUGGGUCUGAUCCAGAUGUUGUUUUCGGAGCAGACCCUCCAGCUGACCCUCAGACGGGAAGCCGCGUCCACCUCACCCCUAAACUCUGGUCCCUCGACCCCGACCCCACUUCCCAACCAAUCACAGCUGCUGCAGGACUUUCUGGACACACACCACCGCGCCAAGUCCAGCACAGAUGUCUCUUUGGUGCCAGAGGUCCCUGGUGAGUCCCUAGGCUCUGGGCUGGAGAAUCGUCUACAACACUCCCGCCACAGCCACAGGGCCGUACAACACAGCAAGAGCGUGGAGACGCUGUACCACACCUUCCAAGAGGGCUCCGGGGGCCUGAUGGAUGGCCACAAAGAUCCCCCGAACCCAGGGGCCGAGCCCACCCUGCUCAGAACCUGCCCCCGACACAUGAGCUCCACCGAGAGGCUCAGCAAGGUCAUCCAGGAGCUGGUGGACACAGAGAAGUCCUACGUCAAGGACCUGAGUUGCCUCUUUGAGAUCUACCUGAAGCCCUUGCAGAAUGAGACCUUCCUCACUCUGGAUGAGAUGGAUAGUCUGUUUGGCAGCCUGCCAGAGAUGCUGGACUUCCAGCGGGUGUUCCUACAGACGCUGGAGGAGAGGAUCGCCUCUUCACCUGACUUCCGAACGCUGGAGACCCCUGAGCAGUUUAAGAAGCUUCUCUUCUCUCUGGGUGGAUCCUUCCUGUACUACGCUGAUCACUUCAAGCUCUACAGCGGUUUCUGUGCCAACCACAUCAAGGUCCAGAAAGUCCUGGAGAGAGCGAAGACUGACCUGGCCUUUAAGGAGUUUCUGGAUGCGAGGAACCCAACGAAGCAGCACUCGUCCACCCUGGAGUCCUACCUGAUCAAACCAGUCCAGAGAGUGUUGAAAUACCCUCUACUUCUCCGAGAGCUAGUGUCCCUUACUGACACAGACAGCGAGGAGCACUACCACCUCACAGAGGCCCUGAAGGCCAUGGAGAAGGUGGCCAGCCACAUCAAUGAGAUGCAGAAGAUCUAUGAGGACUAUGGCUCUGUGUUUGACCAGCUGGUGGCAGAGCAGAGUGGCCCUGAGAAGGAGGUCACGGAGCUUUCCAUGGGAGAAUUCCUCAUGCAUUCCUCUGUCGUCUGGCUCAACCCCCAUGUCUCGCUGGGCCGCAUGAGAAAGGACCCCGACCUGACCGUGUUUGUGUUCAAGAAGGCGGUGAUACUCGUCUAUAGGGAGAGCAACAAGCUCAAGAAGAAGAUGACCGCCCCUCGCUUGGCGCACUCCCAUGGAGACCUCGACCCCUUCAAGUUCCGCUGGCUCAUCCCGCUCUCUGCACUGCAGGUCCGACUAGGCAACACUACAGGAACUGAGACGACCUGCAUCUGGGAGCUGAUACAUACCAAGUCUGAACUGGAGGGAAGGCCAGAGACUGUCUUCCAGCUGUGUAGCAGUGUCCCAGAGUGCAAAGUCAACAUUAUCAAGGUUAUCCGCUCCAUCCUCCGGGAAAACGUCAGGCGGAACAUGCGCCCGGCCGAGAGGGGGUGUAAGGAGCGCCUCACGCCUCUACGCAGCACCCUGCCCUCCUCUGCCAGGAUAGGUUCGACCAGAGCCUCCUGGCUGUGUAAGCAGCCCCUGGUGGAUCUCCCCUCACCAACCAGCACACUGAAACCUGGCCAGCCUGACUCUGACGAGGGCAGCCUGAGCAGCAGCACCCACAGCACCUCUGGCGCUCCCCCAGCCAACGGUCCCACACAGCCGAAGACACUGCCCACCCGACAGGCCUGGUCCCGGGGCUCCCAGCGCUCCUCUGUCUCUAGCUCUGUGAAGGAGUCAGACAUCUUGAGUGAUGAGGACGAUGAUGAGUUCAGUGAGUCUGGGGGGCGGCAGAAGGGGCAAGGGAGCUCCCCGACGAGCGCCAUCGAGGCCCAGUUUCUCAGUCUGAGGCUGUCGGAGGAAGCGGCGUCCUCCCGGGCGCCGGCUCCCCGCGUGCAGCCAGAGGGAGCGGAGGUGGACACCCCGGAGAGCCCGGCCAAACUGGUUCAGGGCCACAUCUGCCCCGUGAAGAGGAAAGGCAGCAGCAGCCUGCGGCAUAGCCAGGGGGAACACAGCCGUUCCCUGGACAGCCAGACAGACGUGGCAACGAUGGACCUCAACGCUCUACUGGAGAGAGAGUUCAGUGUGCAGAGCCUCACCUCUGUGGUUAACGAAGACUGUUUCUACGACCCUACGGACUCCUCAGACACUGGCAGUGCCCCCAACGCCUCGUAGGGUCAGGGAUGGACACAAGGAGAGGAAGAAGGACCAAACCUCUGCCCAGCCCCUGGUCCCUGCCUCGGGGCAAUCCCGGUUCUGUUCUGUCCUAGUCCCAGGGUAUCACAGGGUUCUGUUGUGCCUCAGCUCUGAAGUUAAACUGUGUUCCUGUGAGUGCGUACAGUAGGCUGGUCGUUCCAUGAAAUUCGUCCUUUGGGGGGGGGGUGUUAUUUCACCUAAUUUUAACAUUGUCAUGAAGAGCACAUGUUCUACAAUGUGCAAUGUAUAGUAAGUGCCAAAUAUAGUAACAGGGUUGAGGAUUUCAUCUUAAAUCAGACAUAAAUCCCUUUGUGACUGGGGAAAUGGAAGCAUGCUGUGUGCAACAGGGAGGGACAAUUUAAUGCAAGCUUCACAAAAAAAAUGUCUAGCCUGUCUGAGUAACACGUUGAAUGUGUUAUGCUCGACCCACUCAGUUUUCCACCACAAAUCACCAGAAAAUGGCACAAAAUAGUACAACUAGCUCACCUGCUUUUAAACUUUUAUUUGUCUAUUAGGUGUUUCUUUGUGUAAACCUUUGACUGGUACUGUAUUUAAAAAGGAGUAGUUUCACCAUAUUAAAAUGGGGGUUCAGAGUCGAUCUUAAAAUGAGGGACAGAGGUAAAUGAAUCACUAAUCGCAUUAAAUGAAUCCUCUUCAGAAAUGACUGCCAAAGCAACAAAAUAAGUAGGGCUUUACAAUGGUGGUGAAAUGUAGUAGGUUAACAUCUUUCUAGAAGUCAUAUAUGGUACACAUGAAAAUGCAUAUUUAUUGAAUGUUCCAAGUUGGGCACUUCAUUUCAUACAACAGGCUUUUAAAAUACAAUAUUGGUGCACAGUUUCUACUGAAAAUAUCAAAGGGACGCAUUACGUGGAACGACCAAGGCAGAUCCCACCUGCUUAGCUAUGCACAGGUGUAAAAGGACAGAUGAGUUGGUUUCCCCCCUAGAGAGAGACGAGGUGACUCUGUCCCUGAUAAUGACGGCAAGGAAUCUGCCGAGCACUGAUGCACAACGUAGCUCCGCCUCCACCCAGCGCUCUACUGUAUAUGCCUCACUCUCCCCUUCUCUAAGGGGCCAUCUCAAUUGGCUUCCUCCCCUCGUCUCCUCGAUAUAGGAGAGGUGAGUAUAAUUUUGAUGGAUAGACUUUGCUCUCAUCAGUCCGAGGAAAGGAGAUGAGGAUGCCACUUGAGAUUCACCCUAAAAGCUUCACUUUAACUCGGGACUUUCUGUAGGAGUUAGGGCUCUAGUUCAAUCCGUAUCGCCGGAAGUUCAGCGCUACGUGAUUGAACUUUUUAAAGGGAAUGUUCCCGUGUUAAGCGAAGACUGCAUUCUGGGUAAAUGUUGCAUAUGUUCAAUUAAGCUUACGUUUCUAAGCUUAGUCUGUGAUGCUUUAUCAAUAGACUGAACAAAGACUGAAUCAACAGGAUUGAAUGGACAUAGAUUUUAUUGCGACUCUGCCUUUCUGUAUUUUGUGCACUAAAGUACACUGUUUGCCUAUAUUUGAAACAUCAUGGGAUUUGUGUUUGUUUUUAAGCAAUGUUUAUUUAUUGAUCUGCAAAAUAAACGGGGUUAAGGCUUGAAUUGAAGAAAAUGUUUUUCUCCCAAUUAGAUUUAUUUUCAGUGUACUGAAUGAGUAUGGUUGUCGUUCUCCUAAAGCGUAGCUUCCAGUGUGUACAGGCGUUGUCAAAUAAAACUGCAUGAUUUCAUUGAAACCAUGCGUUGUCAACUUGCCCUGUUUGCAGCUCCCAUACGUUUAUUUUCUAUGUACUUGUGUACAUAUUUUUCCAGAAUAGCUGUACUGUAAGUUAAUUUGAAUCUUUUAUAUUCUUACACAUACUUGACAUUUCUACAGGUAGAUACGGCUGUAAUUUGCAAUAAAUACAGUACCACAAGUA
Messenger RNA from Oncorhynchus keta (chum salmon), 7403 nucleotides. Its product is annotated as rho guanine nucleotide exchange factor TIAM2. Gene Ontology annotation, molecular function: guanyl-nucleotide exchange factor activity; protein binding. The transcript has 27 exons. Gene Ontology annotation, biological process: positive regulation of axonogenesis; small GTPase-mediated signal transduction; activation of GTPase activity. The record is from RefSeq and is a predicted model, not a curated record. Gene Ontology annotation, cellular component: synapse; membrane. NCBI's taxonomy places the organism in Eukaryota, Metazoa, Chordata, Actinopteri, Salmoniformes, Salmonidae. Bases 351 to 5489 code for a protein of 1712 amino acids.